This is a messenger RNA of Amphimedon queenslandica, 552 nucleotides long. RefSeq lists its product as uncharacterized. The coding region runs from base 1 to 552 and encodes 183 amino acids. Lineage: Eukaryota; Metazoa; Porifera; Demospongiae; Haplosclerida; Niphatidae. The record is from RefSeq and is a predicted model, not a curated record. The transcript is spliced from 2 exons.
AUGAGAAAAGCGUCAAAGAUUCUCACGUUUUCUGCAAUUUAUGUGGCUCAAUGUAAGGUUUUAAGUGUGGCAAAGCUAAUUGAGCAUCCUAAUCAAAUCCACAACAAGGAAAUCGAAAUAACAAACCAUGAGUUUUGUUCUAUUGAUAAGUUUUAUGAGUGGAAGAAAGGGGAAGAAAGUCAUUCAAAGUCUUGUGUCAAGAACAGUGCCAGUUGCAUGCUAGGUCUUAAUAGAAAAUCCUAUUAUUAUUGUAACAGGUCUGGUAUGGUGCGUCAGUCGAAAGGGAAACAUCAGAGAGCUCCCAAGGUUCAAGGUUCCUGUAAAACAAAUGAAUACUGUACUGCACACAUGACAGUGAUUGAGGAUGCUAUUACGAAGAAGGUUAAAGUCACUUAUUGCAGUCAUCAUGGUAAUCACAAACCAGAGAUAUGUCAUUUGAGAGUGCCUGAUGAAAUAAAGAAUGUUGUUGCAGCUAAGCUAGCUGAAGGAGUAACAAUUGAAAGAAUACUAGAUGAUGUUAGAGACAGUGUAACUGGUACUAUUGAAAGGUAG